AUGUCGCAGAUUGAGAAACACCAAUAUCAUCAUAGUUAUUUAAAGAGUGUUUUCUGUGACAUAAGUAGACAAAUUGAAGAAUUGAAAGCAACAUUAGAAUGUGAACGUAUCUACAGAGAGAAACUGGAGUCACGUUUAGAUGAGUCAAAACGUGAAAUUGCAACACUAACCAUACAACUAAAUGAAAGUCAUUCAACCCCUUCUGAUAAUUACCUUAUUAAUAAAUCAAAAGUUCAUCACCAUUUAGAUCAUCAAAAUACCAAGAAAAUGCGUAAAGUCAACGGAAAUACAAGUAGUGUUGAAAGUAGUAGUGUAUGCUGUAUUAAUAAACAUAAGAACAGAUGA
Schistosoma turkestanicum is the source of this 345-nucleotide messenger RNA. The record is from the annotation of a GenBank genome assembly. NCBI's taxonomy places the organism in Eukaryota, Metazoa, Platyhelminthes, Trematoda, Strigeidida, Schistosomatidae.